UGAGAGGAGCAGACUCUACAAAGACCCCGGAGCUGUAUGCCAAGCAGGCUGUGCCCUCCACGUCCAGAUUCACACCUGCCCUCCCGGGUCUCCCACGCCCCACGCCAGGCCUGGCCUCUCUCAUUUUGUCCAUCUCAGAGGCACUGGAAGAGCCAAGCAGAAUCAGGCCCAGCUCCCGGCUCCCUCUCUCUGGUGCCCCGCACCAUGUCGUCUCCCACCAGCACACUGGAAAAGGGCCAUAUGGCCUGGAGAGCCCCAUUCCCACUACUGCUGCUGCUGCUGCUCCCAGGCUUGUGGGCACUAUCAAAGGUCCAGGAUCUUCACAGCGUGGCGGGACAGACACUCUCUGUGAGGUGCCAGUAUCCGCCCAAGGGCUGGCCCUACCAGAGCAAAGGCUGGUGUAAGGAGGUGUCGAAAUUCAAGUGCGUCAGGCUAGUCACCAGCUCCAGCCCCCACACACUGGCUUGGAACUCUCGAUUCUCAAUCUGGGACAACCCUGCUGCUGGCUUCUUCAUUGUCACCAUGACUGGUCUGAAGGAGGAAGACUCAGGACACUACUGGUGUAGAAUCUACCACGCUUCCGGAAACCCUGUCUCUAAGUCCAUAAGGUUCUAUCUGGCGGUGUCUCCAGCCUCUCCCUCCAGGCGGGCCACCUGGGCUCCCCGUGACCUGGUCUCAUCACAGACUCAGAGCUGUGUGUCCCCCACCGGAAGAGCCAGAGAGACCCCCAGGGCUUCCUCCGCCAUCACCGCCCCUUCACAGCAACGAAACUCCACUUCCUGCUCCAGCCCUGCAGCCCCCAGUGCCCUGGUGCCCCUGCUGUGUGGACUCCUCGUGGCCAAGAACCUGGUGCUGUCAGCUCUGCUUGUCUGGAUCUCACAUCUAAAGGCCUCAAGGAAACAACAUGUGCAACACAGAGGGAUGUCUCUGAUCUGCCCAGCUCAGCCUAGACCAGGCCCCUGGGAGCUUCCUGCUGAGCCGCGGGCACCAAGAAGGAUGGCCAGUCUUCCCCCGGCCCUCAGGAGCUCCUCCCUGACCACUGAACUCUGCCUUCCCUGCAAAGAAACGGCCAGAGCCUCCCAGAACGUGACCCAACGCCCUUGGCUACACUCCUCGCUCCAGUGCUGAGGAUUUCUCAGCUCUGACCUCCUCACAGGGUCCAGGCCCACUGCUUGCUCACACUCUGUUUGCAUCUGGGCCAGCAUCAUCCAGUUAUGGGAGCCAAAGCCCAGUGGAACACAUUUCCACCAAACCGGAGCCACCACUGCUGAUGACUCUGACUCCUCCCUGCCCCCCGACUCCUCCCCUUCCCCUUUCUCUCCUCUUCCUCCUCUUCCUGUCUGUAGCCCCACAGCUCAGCCAGGCCCCAGGUCACCCCAGGUCUCUCCCUCUCCCCUCGCUCAGGCUCACUUUGCCAAGGCCCCUCUGUCUGCUUCUCUCUGUUUCUUCUGUCUCUUCCUCCUUGUUUCCAAAUGUGCCCACGUUGCACCUGUGCAUGGACCAUUCUGUCAGUCACCUAACUUGGUGUCCCACCUUUGGUCUCCACCUCCCAAAUUGUUCCUCCUUGCACAUCCCCCCUCAACAACACCUCUGUGCAUUCUCACUGCAUGGGAAUUGAAGUCCAGUGUCAUUAUCCGGGUCCCACGCUCUGCCAAGUUCAGCCACCCCUUGUCACCAUGUCAUUGUGCACCCCCCAUACUGUCCUUCUUGUGCCACCAAGAUGGCCGCAGGCUCUGGAGAGAAGUGAACCCUCCUUUUUCUGCACAAGCUGAGCAGGACGCUCCUCAUGACCACAACAGAGGUCAUGCUGACCCCCAGCACUGUCCUUCCCUGGGGGUGUCCUCUCUCUGACACUUAUUAUCUCAAUGUUGGACUUUCCAGACUUGAGCUUCUAACUUUAUUUUCUCUGCUGUUCUUCAUCUGUUUUUCUUUAUUCCUACUUUCUUGGAAAGUUCCUCAAGGUUUCAUUCCAAGUCUUCAAUUCAAAGAUUUACUAUUUAUGCUGUCACAUUUUAAAAUUUCUAAAUGGUCCAUUUGUUCUCUGAAUGUUCCUUUUUCACAUGCAUGUUUUAUUUGGGAAUGCCAUAUUUUUUCUGGCAAUAUUAAAGUUUUAACUUUUGAAGUUUUUUUAAGCCUUGUGU
Molecule: messenger RNA, 2141 nt
Organism: Diceros bicornis minor
Lineage: Eukaryota; Metazoa; Chordata; Mammalia; Perissodactyla; Rhinocerotidae
Gene: NCR2
Product: natural cytotoxicity triggering receptor 2
Exons: 5
Coding region: 37-1128 (363 amino acids)
Cellular component (GO): cell surface
Molecular function (GO): signaling receptor activity
Source: RefSeq, a predicted model, not a curated record